UUAAGAUAGCGAAUUGACGAUAGUAAUAACACUUUGCUAAGUCAAGGGUAAUUUUUACAAACUGAAAUAUAAUAGUUCAUUAAAAGCAAACGUUCAAGAUUUAUCAUUAAAUACAUACCAAUAUGUUGCGGUUUACUAAUUAUGUAAAACGAAUGUAUCCUGACAUAGAAAGUUGGGCAUAUAAUUUUUCUGGAUUUAAUCAGUUUGGGUUACGUAAAGAUGACCUUCUCUAUGAAACACCAGAGGUAAUAGAAGCAUUAAGACGACUACCUGCUCAUGUAAUAGAAGAACGUAAUUUCCGAAUUCUUAGGGCUGCGCAAUUAAAUGGCCAGAAAAAAAUUUUACCAAAAGAACAAUGGACUAAAUUUGAAGAGGAUGAACACUACUUAUUGCCCUAUCUACAGGAAGUUCAAAGAGAAAAUCAAGAAAAAGCAGAGUGGGAUAAAGAGUAAAAUAUAAUAAUACAUUAGUAAAUGUUAUAUUUAACUUAUAUUAUAAUUUCAAAAUAUUGAAUU
Molecule: messenger RNA, 515 nt
Organism: Eufriesea mexicana
Lineage: Eukaryota; Metazoa; Arthropoda; Insecta; Hymenoptera; Apidae
Product: cytochrome b-c1 complex subunit 7
Exons: 4
Coding region: 123-452 (109 amino acids)
Biological process (GO): mitochondrial electron transport, ubiquinol to cytochrome c
Cellular component (GO): respiratory chain complex III
Source: RefSeq, a predicted model, not a curated record